UUCACCAUGAUGACUCUCACAAUAUGUAUAAAAAAUACUCAUGUAACAUAUGAUAUAUGCCUGAGUGCCUUAUAUAUUGACUUAAUAGGCUUCUAUUCCGUUCCACAGAUAAUCUCAUGGAGUAUGAUUUCCCAAACAUAUUACCUUUUGAGAUAACAGAGAUCAUAUUAAAGCUUCUCAAUGCAAAAGAAUUGUCAAGAUUUCAGAGUGUAUGCUGGAGAUGGAGGGAAUUUGGCAAUUCAGAUAGUUUAUGGAUUCAUUUCUGUAUGAAAAAAGGUUGGCUGAAGUAUGGUGUGAACAAUGAAAUCUUGAAAGAAGAGCCACUGUUCCCCCGUGCUACCAACGUUUCAGGGAAUUCUCCGCUCUUUGAUCUUCGAACCCCGGAUGUAACUAGAUUUUCUCCAAUCUGCAAAUGGAAGCAUUUGUUUUUGCGUUUGGGCCAUCUGGACAAGAACUGGAGUAAAGGUCGUUAUAAUGUGGCGCCAGUUCUCAGAGGACAUAAGGACAAAGUUACAGCUUUUGAUUGUGAAGGUCACUGUCUUGUGAGCGGGAGUGAUGACCACACUGUGAGAGUGUGGGACCUAAGGACUUGUACUUGCAUCCGCCGUAUAGGAGGCCACUCAGACUCUGUGACAGCUGUGAGAGUAACUGGUAACAUGGCAAUAACUGGUUGUGGAGACAGUGCUGUGCGUGUGAUUGACAUUUGCACAGGCAAAAUAGUGCUCACUUUUUUCGGCCAUGGAGGCAGUGUAGAUCACAUCCAUGUUGUUGGUUCCAAUGUGAUCAGUGCUGGGUCUGAUAGAACUGUAAGAGUUUGGUCCCUUACAACAAAGGAGCUUGUCCAUGUCAUGCGACUUCACACUGAUGAAAUUGAGUGUAUGGCAGUCCACGGGAGGCAUGUCGUCACCGGCUCAUGGGACAAUUCUCUAGUGCUGUGGGACAUUGAGAGUGGAAAGAGCGUCCAUCAGUGUGUAGGGCAUGAGGAAGUGGUCACCUGCUGCCAGUUUGAUGCCAAGAAAAUCGUGAGUGGCAGUGCUGACGGCGAUGUCCGGAUCUGGAGCUGUCUCAGUGGCCUCUCAGUCCGAAUUAUGUCUGGACACCAGCAAGAAGUGGCCCAGAAGAAGCUGACAGUUCUACACAGACAUCCCUCCAAGCUGCACCUGAUGUGGGUAGGAAAUACAAAACUGAUCACCGCCUCUCCGGAGAAAACUGGCACACUUACUGUGCUCUCAUUCUGGUGACGUAGAUCCGAUCUGCCUGAAUUCUUCCAGCGUCGCAGUGCGUGUGUCAUUAUCUGCGGUUCUAACUUCGAGUGACUUGUUAAAAAAAUAUCUAGCUGGUGUACAAUUUGUAUCUAUUAAAUGGCUCUCAUCAAUUUCUUGCCUUUUUGGAAAUAUAUUAUGAUUAGAUUCCUAAUAUUAUGUCACACUAUGGUUAAACCUCCUCUUUUGUCCACUGUUCUUUCUCUAGUCUAGAGCAGAACCAUGUUAACGCUGUUUCACAGUACAGUUCUGUUAUCUUAGGUUUAUUUUUUGCGUUUCCAAGAUUUUUGGAUAUUCUGAAAAACUAACAAGUUCCUGUUAAUACUUAGAUCUGAGAUAUUUACUUUUUUUUUUUUAAUCGUGUCUGUUACGAUAUAACAUGUGGUCCCUGUUGAUGAGAGGAUGCCACUUAAAGGUUCAGUACCACGUCCUCACGUCUUCUCUUUUGUUUCUAUCGAACCUGUCAGCUUCUUUUUUGUUUUUGUUUUUGUUUGGGUUUUUUCGUACCCGUUGUGUAGACGCGCUUGUCUUUAUCUCAGACUGCGAUGUGAUUGUCUUUUAUAGUUUUUUCUUGAGUGUGAGGAUUGGCAUUGUUUGAAAUAGGUACAUGUUUGUAGUUAUUGGUGUUGAUAGUUUGGUGUCUAUUUUCAAAGUGAAUAUAAAGAUAUGAUGAUCACAUAUUUUGGGGAAACGAAUUUGUUGUUGUUGAAAUGCUGUAAUUUUGCAUGUGUUUGUUAUUUUCUAGACAAUCCUCUUCAUUUGUGAUAUUGUCUAAAGCAUUCCGUCCUUGGUAAGAAGUGGGGGACACUGUGUUGUGUCAUGGGCAGGAGCCAUGUCCAGUGGUGUUCAAGGACGAUUAAUUUAUUUUUUGAUUGCUCUUGACCAGCAUAAUAUAUCGGCAUCUGUGAUGGAAUGGUUAGGCUCUUCACCGUUGCACGCGAAAGACAUAAGUUUAGUUUUCAAAGCCGAUGGGAGUAUGGAAUGUUUACAAUAAAGUGGUAACUAAUGUAGGCAAGUGGUUUGAAAGCUUUCUGAUAUUCAUUUUAUUCCGUAAGCAUUCUGGUAGCAUUUUGCUUGGUAUUCUUCUUGUUCAGGAUUUCUCAAUUUCUUUUUAAAAAAGGGUCACCUUCCAUCACAUAAAGCCUGCCCGUAUCAAAAUCAACCGAAAGUGAAUAAUUCGCAAGUUUCUCAUUUAUUGAACUCCGAAGAGAACAUAUUAUAUCCCUUCCCCCAAAAGUAUGUAUGAAAAUAAACAAGCAAAUAGCGAGGUAAAUCUGUCGAGAUUAUAAUUAAACAACGUUCAAAAACUUUUUUUAGCCGCCUUUCUUCAGUCCUACGAUUGUUUUUCUUAUUUUGUCGUGUUGUAUUAUUGUGCUGCAAAAUUUAGCAUUCUACGUGCCAUUGCCUCUAAUUUGCUCAUUUUCGAUACUACUAGGAUACCAGAGGUUCGGAAAAUCAUUUAGAACGAACUCGGACCCGCUUUCGUGCCUCUGCAUUUGGAAAAUGUCAAAUCUUUCAUUGAAUUCCAGCUUGCCAUAAAUUGAACCCAUUAUUUGAGCCUUUUCUCACAUAGAAGUAUAAGUAAGUUCAUUUUUCAAGCGUUUCAGUGCUCUGCACUGGGCACUACUGCGUCCAGAGACAAAUUUAUUUUGAUUAAUGUUUUGAAAAUGCAGUACAUGUGUUUAUAGGGAGAGCACCAACGAUUAUGUUACUUGUAAACAGCCAACGCAGGAAUUUUGAUCGUUUGUGGUAUAGCGGUUAGGCCUUAGUCGUAGCACGCAGAAGACUUGAGUUCAAUUUUCGUGUGGGGAGAAUUUUUAUCGAGCAUAUCCUUCUCUCAGCUGGGACGUUGCAUCCCUUUCAGCUCGAGUUGGUCCUUUUAGGCGGGACCGAAGCCAGCCUCCUUAAUUAUAUGAAUUGUGUCUAUAGAGACGUGAAAAACUACUUUUUGUGUUGUAAAAAAUGCCCAAAGCAUGCGUACAAUUACUUUACUUUAGUUUUGUAUUAUAAGCAAUAAAACAAAGCCUCGUAUGCCCGUAGGCUGUCUCGUUGCUUCCUUCGUUAAAACGAACAAAUCAGUUUCCGUGUAAAGGCAGCCGCUUUUAUCAUAAUAUACCUAUAUACCAAAUAUUCGCUAUUAUGUAGUACCUGUGUUUUACCCUGUUAAACCCUGUUAUGUUGUUGUAUACAGUUUGAAAUGACAAAUAUACAAACAUCGCCAAAUAUCAAUACGUGUCAUAAGAAUGACAUAAAUGAUAAAGAUUGCGGUGAGAGAUUUUCAACGUAGACUACUCUGUGUCUGAAUGAUUAUGUCACAGUGUCUGCUUCUUUAAUGAUCCUUGUUUGUGUGUGAAAAUGGUAGUGCUGUUGUAUAUAUUAAUAGUAUCCAUAGUUUCAAAUAUUAUUUAUAUUUUAAUAACAUGUGUGAUCAAUGAUUACUGACUAGUGUACAUGUUCAGUGUUGCCAGGUUGUGAAGUUAGUGUUUGCUCCUGUCUGAUCUAUAAUUCGAUUUAGGUAUUGAAAUAAAAAGAAAAUAGAAAGUU
Messenger RNA from Aplysia californica (California sea hare), 3806 nucleotides. Its product is annotated as F-box/WD repeat-containing protein 7. Lineage: Eukaryota; Metazoa; Mollusca; Gastropoda; Aplysiida; Aplysiidae. The record is from RefSeq and is a predicted model, not a curated record. Gene Ontology annotation, molecular function: protein binding.